AUGUUUUAUGGAGAAAUGGAAUUCUUAAAGGUUCUUUCUAUUGCAUGGGAGGUCUGUGCUUAUGAAAAUCGAGAGAAUUUAUGGUUCCAGUUUUUCUUCUUUCUUUGUUUUAAGGAAAGCAUAAGUUUCGUUAAUUGGGAUGCAUUUAAAGUCUCUUUAAGCAGUUUUAAAACAUCAUGCAGAACAAUUUGUGUAUAUUAUGAAGCUGAGAAUGGCCAUAAAGGUUAUCCCAGCUUGGCGUAG
Molecule: messenger RNA, 243 nt
Organism: Clunio marinus
Lineage: Eukaryota; Metazoa; Arthropoda; Insecta; Diptera; Chironomidae
Source: the annotation of a GenBank genome assembly